AAAAUUUAUUUCUUUCUCGUUUUUUUUGAGUCAUCGCUACUAUGGGCAGAAGAAAGGUGGAAAUCGCAUACAUAACCAAUAACUCAAAUCGGAGGUUAACAUUCAGAAGAAGAAAAAAUGGUAUAAUGAAGAUGAUCAAGGAAUUGAGCAUCCUUUGUGGUAUAGAGGCUUGUGCAAUCAUUUCUGAUGAAAACCAUCAUGAAGCUGAGGUUUGGCCUUCUCCAACUGAAGUAGUAAAUGUGUUGUCAAGGUUCAAGAAUUUGUCCGAACAUGAACAAGGAAAAAGGAUGCUGGAUUUAGAGAGCUACUUGAAACAAAGAAUUGAGAAAACCCAAGAUCAGUAUCACAAGCUAAAGAUGGAAAACAAGAAGAAAGAAAUGGCUGGAUAUAUAGAGAAAUAUAUGUGUACCAAAGAAUUUAAUUUUGGUGAUGCUCACUUGACCAAUCCUAAUGAUUUUACGGACUUUAUUAACGAGCAAUUGAAGGAAGUCAAGCAAAAGUUAGAUUCAAUGGAUUUCCAAGCUCAAGAGGAUUCAAUUGAUUUUGAUGAUAUUGAUUUCGAUCCAAAUGAAUUUUAUCUAGCUACUCCAUAAUUCUCCAGAAAACUUAGGCUAUGUUUGGUUAUGUUUGUAGGUCAAGUCUUUCAUGAUUUGAGUUGUUUGGUUGUUAAUGUCUUAAUUAUCAAUUAUGCGUGAUUAAGGUAGUCAGUCAGUCCCAAAACCUAUUUGGGUUGGUUUUGUGGUAUUGGCUGGAGACUUGAGAGUGUGGUCAUUUUCGAUGUCUCAGGUUCGAUUCCCUCCAGUGUCAAUUUGGGUA
This is a messenger RNA of Medicago truncatula (barrel medic), 816 nucleotides long. Its product is annotated as agamous-like MADS-box protein AGL80. The record is from RefSeq and is a predicted model, not a curated record. Lineage: Eukaryota; Viridiplantae; Streptophyta; Magnoliopsida; Fabales; Fabaceae. Gene Ontology annotation, biological process: positive regulation of transcription by RNA polymerase II. Gene Ontology annotation, molecular function: RNA polymerase II cis-regulatory region sequence-specific DNA binding; protein dimerization activity; DNA-binding transcription factor activity, RNA polymerase II-specific. The coding region runs from base 42 to 593 and encodes 183 amino acids. The transcript has 2 exons.